CAAUAAAAGGAACCAAUAACCUUUCUCGCUCCCCCUCUCUGCAUUACUGCGGAAGUGCGCCGCUUUACCCCGCACUUGCUGUUGCAGUCGGUUUUCAUCUCUCCAGAGAGGCAGAGAGAGAGCUCACGUGGGUGUUCGCUCUUUUCCUCAAUUCAAAUCUCAAUUCAUUGGCUUCGUCUUCUUCAUAUAAAUAUUCACGGACUUUGUUCAGUUUCUGCAACGGCUUCCAAUUGACAGGACAACUACGGAAAACGAAUCAUGAAAGCGAGACUGGUAGUGUUUCCGAUCAGAGGAAGGAACUGGUGCUUUAGCAAAUCGACUGAUCAUUCGACGUUCGACUCUCAGUCCGCCCAAACUCCUUCAAACUUCAAAGAACUUUGGAAGAAGAUCUUUCCCUCCCCGUCCCCAUCCAAUGCCAAGCCCACAGGCUCCAAGGCUGAGCUCCUUGUUGAUUUCGCCUCUAAUAAGAUGAAUCGUGCUUGGACGGGGCUUGAAAGGGCGCCUCCUGGAAGUUUCAAAAAUAAGCUUUAUGGUUUGGGGAUGCGCCUAUUGGCCCGUGUUAAGCCUUCCGAGAUCUUCUUGAAGUCCAUUUCCAAGGAUGUUACAAAAGUUGAAGUUACGUUCCCCUCCAGUUUAAAUGAACGACUUGUACGCCGAAGGUUAAGGCAUAUUGCGCUAAGGGGAACAGUCAUUCACAAGAGAUACUUCUAUGGAUCAGUUUCUUUGCUUCCCCUUACAAGUGCUUUCACUGUUCUGCCUUUGCCUAAUAUCCCGUUCUUCUGGGUCCUAUUCCGCACUUAUUCUCACUGGAGAGCUCUUAAGGGAAGCGAGAGGCUUCUUUUUCUGGUGUCAGACUCCUCGAAGAACGAAAACUCUUCUGUUGCAGCACCAGGCAGGAGUGUAAGUGCACAUGCUAACCCUGAAAGUGGAAUCCACAAUUCACUUGGUCCUUCAUGGGUCUUGCAGCCAUCAGAGGAACUUGACCAACUUAUACGACAAGGAGAUGCAGAAGGUGGUCUCAGCAAGUGUAUCAUAUCAGAUAUCUGCAAGACUUUUGAUCUGAUCACAAUUGAUGUUCUAAAGUACCGAGAUUCAAUGUAAGUACUAUUAGCAUUCAGAAUAUGACAUCUGAAGGUUUUUCCAAUAGUAGCAAAAGAAAAUCUUUGGCAAAGCAGCAGUGUAGCGUUCACGGGGCUUGAAACUUUGGAGGGGGAAAAACAGGAAGUGAAAAAGGUUUUAGGUGUUUGAAAUGGUUGGUUUUUAUGCAUCUUAGAACAAUGAGCUGAUGAUCCAUCCUUUCAUGGUUACUGAGAAGGCUUUCAAGAACCUUGAAGCUGAUUUAUGGUGGAAAGUCUCUUAAGUCUUCUUGCCAAGCUGCAUGUCUGUUGCCACACCAUAGGAAGUUUCAGUCCCCGUCUUUGUUCAUGUCACCAAUCAGCACGCAUUUUUCUCUGUUUUCCUCUUUACAGGACGAGCUUACGUUUGCCUAAGUUCAGAACAUUUUGUAUUUCCACAUUAGUCAGACUUAAUGUCUUUCCAAUUUAUACGCCCGUAGCUGUUUCUUCUAACUCUUUGAUGAUACAAGAAAUUACCAAAGAUAAUUGUUG
Molecule: messenger RNA, 1607 nt
Organism: Diospyros lotus (date-plum)
Lineage: Eukaryota; Viridiplantae; Streptophyta; Magnoliopsida; Ericales; Ebenaceae
Exons: 9
Coding region: 259-1101 (280 amino acids)
Biological process (GO): potassium ion transport; proton transmembrane transport
Cellular component (GO): mitochondrial inner membrane
Source: RefSeq, a predicted model, not a curated record